AUGCUAUGCCAUCAUUCCCUGUUCCCUCUCGUAUUUCAAACUUACUUCCUCAACCCCACCUUUUCACUCACCACACCCAUCCGCUUCCACCCACCCAUCCACUCCCCCCCAGCCCUUUCCUUCCCCCGCACCCUUUCAUCCCAAACCCCUCCCCUUUCCCCCGCCGCUCCGUCCAUCCCCCCUUUUCUUCGCCAGUCCGUCACGCCCAAUGGCAUGCCAGGAAUUGACGGCAUGAUCUCCACGAUUGCUCACGAAGUCACCGAGGCUGCUACCAACCCAGACGUCUCGUCCGGAUGGAUGGCCUCGGACGGCGAAGAGAAUGCCGAUAUGUGCGUGUGGCAGUAUGGAGAUGUUUCACAGGACACUGAUGGUGAUGGUAAUACGUAUGACUACAACAUGGUUGGGAACGAUGGGAUGCGGUUCAUGGUUGAAGCCAGCGCUGCUCUGCUGGAGCAGAGCAGCGUGUACGUGUACGAGUACGAGUACGACUACUCGCCUGAGGCUCUAGCAGCCAGCGCAACUCUCCUAGAGCAGAACCCUGACGUGUAUGUCACGUGGAACUACCGCAAGAAGGCUCCCUCCUUCUCCUUCUCCCCUCCCUCUUUGCCUUUCAGUUACUCGCCAGAAGCACUAGCCGCCAGCGCUGCUCUCUUAGAACAAAACCCUGACGUGUAUGUGACGUGGAACUACCGCAAGAAGGCGUUUGCCCACCGAUGCGGCGCUCUGGAGGCAGGGGAGGGUGGGAGCAGGGAGGGGAAAGCGGUGCAGAGGGGUUCGGAGGUGAAAGAGGGGGAGAAGGAGGCGCAGGGGAAAGAGGGACAGGGGGAGGGGGGGAAAGAGGCGCAGGGAGAGGGGGGAUCAGGGGAGGGAGAGGUGGGGACGGAUGGGGCAAUGGGUGAGGCGGAGAGUGCAGGAGGGAGGGGUGACAAGAGGGGAGAGAGUGAAGUUGGGGGGGAGAAUGAUGGGAAGCAGGGAGAGGAGCAGGAGAGGAUAGAAGCAGCCCUACGGACCAACCCCAAGUGCUACGGCGCCUGGCACCACCGCAAGUGGCUCUUCGCCCUCUCCUCCACCGAGCCUCUCCCGAGCCUCGGAGCCAACCUCGGGCCGAGCCUGCAGCAGGUUCGGAUCAAUCUGCGGACGGAGGCUCGGAUCGCCCGGGAGCAGAAGCUGCUGGGGAUGAUGCUGAGUGCCGAUGAUCGGAACUUCCACGCCUGGGACUACUGGAGGUUCAUGUCACAUGUGGCCCGCAUGUCACCAUCCAAGGACUUGGGUUUCACCAUGGAGCGAAUCAACGCCAACUUCAGCAACUACAGCGCGUGGCACAGCCGCAGCAAGCUGCUACCAAUGCUCCACGCGUGCCCACCACCACCAACCACGCCCACUGCACCAGAGGCAAAGGGGUUGCCGCAGGCAGCAUUGGAGGAGGAGUGUGAGUUGGUGCGCCAGGCCUUCUUUACGGAGCCAGAGGAUCAGAGUGGGUGGAUGUACCAGCAUUGGCUGCUGCAGCAGAUCCUGCCGCCCCUGCCGCCCCGCCUCCUCUCCUCCUGGCCUUCGCCUGGAAGCACUGUCUGCUACUCCUCACCUGAAAAUCCACCUGAGAAAUCUUCUGGAGGCGAUUCUGCAGCUGGGGAGGGCGUUUCCGAAUCUUCUCCCAGAGCUCCGAGGCAGGUUCGGAUGUCGGCGGUGCUGGUGUUCUCCGAACCUGUGGUGGGGGUGACAAGAGAGAGUGUGACUCUAAUGGGGGCUGGGAUGGAGGUGGGCGAGUGGAGGGCUGUGGGGGGCGAAGAGGCGUGGCUUUCCGGGCGGCAGUCUGGCUGUGAGAGGGAAACGGGCGGUGAUGUGGGGCCGAAGAGUGCGUCUUGCGAUGUGUCGUGUGACUUGGACCAUGCCGUGCCUGUGUGGUGUGGUCCCUCCAACACCAAGAAGAAUAGCUCAACCCAUUUCUCGUAUCCCGUCUCCUUUCCUCCUGCUUCCAGCUUCGGUUCCUCUCUCGCACUCUCAAACCCAAAACCCCGCUCCCCUUCCCUUCCUGCUCCCCCUUGCUUGCAGCAAGUUAGCUAUCCCCUCCUUCGCCCACCUGUUCUCCACUUCUUGAGUCAACUGAAACAAUCCCCCAUUCCCCCCUCCCUGCUUCCGCCCCUUUCCAACCCUUCAACCAUCGUCUUCCAGCAAGUGGGCUCUCCUCUCUCUCUCCCGCCUCCUCUCCACUCAUUGACAAGUGGGCUCUCCUCUCUCUCGCCCGCCUCCUCUCCACACGCCGCCAGCUCCACCACCUCUUGCCGAACCUACCCGUGCAGGCUCGGCAAGAUGCCGAGGCUUGUGAAGAGGUGCGCCGCUCCUCUCGCCCACCUCCCCUCUCUGCAUGCUCUGGCGCUUCAGAAUCUGCAAGUGCUGGACCUCUCCCACAACCACAUCGCCUUCUCCUCAGCCAUCGCUCCUCUCGCCCACCUGCCCGCCCUCCGCACUCUCUCCCUCGCCCACAACCUCCUGGGAGCCAAACCAGCGCUUCAGAAUCUGCAAGUCCUGGACCUCUCUCACAACAGCAUCGCCUUCUCAUCAGCCAUCGCUCCUCUCGCCCACCUGCCCGCCCUCCGCGCUCUCUCCCUGGCUCACAACCUCCUGGGAGGCAAACCAGUUGACCGCCACCGCUACUGCCACCCCUCCCCACGAUGCAACCGGUUCCCCUCUUGGAACAUGCCAAGUAACAGCACGGGGGACGAAGUUUCCUCGUCUGCCGAAGCAGCAGCAGCAGCAGCAGCAGCAACAGUGGAUCUGGUUCAGCAGCAUUCGAACCUGUGGACGGUGCUGCAAUGCCUGGGCGGGCUGCGCCAGGUGGCAGUGCUUGAUUUGACGGGGAAUCCUGUUUGUCAGUGGGAUGGGUAUCGGCAGCUGGUUCUUUCCCUGCUGCCACAGCUGGUACUCUUCGAUGGGGGCUCUGUGUGA
Messenger RNA from Closterium sp. NIES-65, 2943 nucleotides. The record is from the annotation of a GenBank genome assembly. NCBI's taxonomy places the organism in Eukaryota, Viridiplantae, Streptophyta, Zygnematophyceae, Desmidiales, Closteriaceae.